This is a messenger RNA of Labrus bergylta (ballan wrasse), 2890 nucleotides long. It is a transcript of the gene tardbpa, whose product is annotated as TAR DNA binding protein a. Gene Ontology annotation, cellular component: chromatin; nucleoplasm. Gene Ontology annotation, biological process: regulation of gene expression. Gene Ontology annotation, molecular function: RNA binding. The record is from RefSeq and is a predicted model, not a curated record. Lineage: Eukaryota; Metazoa; Chordata; Actinopteri; Labriformes; Labridae.
CAGCCAUUUUGUUAGCUAGCUUGAGGUUAGAGAGGUUAGCUGCAGUUGUUUCUGCCGCAAAUACUCAACUCUUCUUUUUAACGAUUUCGACCCCUUAAAAGAAAAAAAUUUCAACCGCGAAAAAGAACAACCGUCAAUGUUAAUAUUCAACUUUGUGCCCGGCGCUUGUGAAACAACAGGAGGACUUGGUGUGCUUGUUGUCGGUAAACACGGCAAGAAACUGUGUGGUCAUUCAUUUGUCAAAGGAGCCUCGAGUUUGCUUAGCUUGUGAGCUAACUGGGUGUUAAAUGUUAAGAGGGUUGUGUAGCGAGUCUUAGCUUCUCACAAACUUUGCGUGUCUCAGUUUCGCCUGCUUUUGCUUUCACCCGGUUAUUAGACGUAAACUUCAGCGAGGAUCGUCGACAGAAACGCGUCAUCCGGGUCUUUUACUGGUAACUCGAGCUCCAGUCAGACACCAUGUCCGAGCUGUACAUUCGUGUGGCCGAGGAUGAAAGCGAAGAGCCCAUGGAGAUCCCCUCGGAGGACGACGGUACCGUGUUGCUGUCGUCGGUAGCAGCACAGUUUCCAGGGGCUUGCGGGCUGCGGUACAGGAACCCAGAGUCCCAGUGCAUGAGGGGAGUCCGGCUGGUGGAGGGUAUCCUUCACGCGCCUGAGAACGACUGGGGGAGCCUGGUCUAUGUCGUCAAUUAUCCCAAAGAUAACAAAAGAAAGAUGGAAGAAAUAGAUGCUGCCUCCGCUGUGAAAAUAAAAAGGGGCUCUCUGAAGACGUCGGAUCUUAUUGUCCUUGGGCUGCCAUGGAAAACAUCAGAACAAGAUCUGAAAGAUUAUUUCACUACUUUCGGGGAAGUCAUCAUGGUGCAGGUCAAGAGAGAUGUAAAGACCGGCAACUCAAAAGGGUUUGGGUUUGUGAGGUUUACUGAAUAUGAGACACAAACCAAAGUGAUUGCACAGAGACACAUGAUUGAUGGACGAUGGUGUGACUGCAAACUUCCCAAUUCCAAGGCGUGUCCAGAUGAGCCCAUGAGGAGCCGCAAAAUCUUUGUUGGCCGCUGUACAGAGGACAUGACGACAGAUGAGCUGAGGCAGUUUUUCAUGCAGUAUGGCGAAGUCACAGAUGUCUUCAUUCCCAAACCUUUCCGGGCUUUUGCAUUUGUCACAUUUGCCGAUGACCAGGUUGCCCAGGCUCUGUGUGGAGAGGAUUUGAUCAUCAAGGGCGUCAGUGUGCACAUCUCCAAUGCUGAGCCCAAACACAAUAAUAGUAGGCAAAUGAUGGAUCGAGGGCGGUUUGGGGCUGGGGGGUUCAGUCAGGGCUAUGGCAGUAACCGCGGUGGGAUGGGCAGUGGGAGUAGUGGGGUUAACUUUGGGGCGCUCGGUCUUAACCCAGCAAUGGUGGCCGCAGCCCAGGCAGCGCUGCAGAGUAGUUGGGGAAUGAUGGGCAUGCUGGCUAACCAGCAGGGUCUGACCACAACGGCAGGCACAGCCACUACAACCCGAGACCAGACCUAUAGCUCUGCCAGCACCAGUUACAGCAGCCCCAGCACAGCUAGCCUGGGCUGGGCUGCAGGCAGUAACACUGCCUCCAGCAGUGGCUUCAGCUCCAGCUUUGGCAACUCUAUGGAUUCAAAGUCUUCUAGUUGGGGAAUGUAGUUAGCUUCAAGUUGACCUUUUUUUGUUGUUAUUAGAGUUAAUCUGGUAAGUAUUCUUACAGGGGAACUGCUUAUAUCUUAUGUUCCUAUAAUUUAAAAUAAUAACACUGCCUUUUAUUUUGUUAAAGAGAACAUUUAUACUUGUGUGGCUGAUUUUGUGGUCAUGCAUUGAAUGGGUGUGAAGCUUAGUUUUUUUUAAAGUGGAAACUGCCACACUCCCCAUUUUGAGAAAAUGUUACACAGACAUCACUGUGCAUGCUAGAUAAAUAUUUAUGAACAUGCACGAGUAUCUCAGAGCCCCCUCAGCCCCUUGUAAAAAGGGCUUACUAUGAUAUGUGUUUAUGCAGUUGAUUGCAUCUUUUUUGUUUGUUUUUGUUUGACGUCUUUUGAAAAGCCUUCAUGAAAAUCUCUUCUGCAGUUCAACAACUCUUUCCAAAUUUCCCGGGAGGAAGCGCCUCAUUGGCUGCAAUGUUCGCCAGAUCUCAGUAUCAAUUCCCCUCCUCCCAUGUGUAAAUGCUUUGUCAUCAAAGAACACAGCUUCACUCUGCAUAUACUGUGUUAGACGGUGGGUGUUGUCUUUUUUCCUCUUCACUUUUUUUAAUGGAUAAAGAAAUCGUAUCAGCUUUUGUCCCUUUUUUGAGAUCAAUGAGUGGGAUUGGUGUUGGACGUGAGAGUGGGCAAACAGUGAAAGAAAGGAAGUGUGAGAAGGACUGCUUGUUGAAACCUUUUUUAAGAGGAAAAAAGCCUGCGAGCAUUGAAGAACCUGUGGCUCUGUGCGAGUGUGAGAGGAAGAGUGUGUCCCUACUGACCAUCACAAGGACAUUUACUGUUGUCUCUAGAUCCCUAUGUUCUCUGCUUCCUCUCAUUGUUUUCUAUCAGUUUUAUAUUUAAAAACAAGGUGAAUAGACCAGUGCUAAGAGUAUUUGUAUUCUUUCAUCACUUUUUCUUGCUGUCUAAUUUGAUGUGAAUGCCGUGUCUGGUUGUGUGCUUUUUUUUUUUUUUUUCUCCUUGUUAUCACCCUCUCUGUGUGAAAAUGUGACUUUGUGACUCUGUGAAGUCUGUGUGGGGAGGGGGGCAAACACUGAAAGUGUGUUGACGUUUGCAAGCGAGCUUUGAGGUUGAUGUGGUGAAUGUUUGACAUGUACUCAUUGGAAGUUUGUGUUUGAAGUGGUUACGAAUGCAUUUUCUAUGUUUUGUGAAUCUAAGGGAAGUCUGAAUAAAACUGAAUUUGGCUAGGUAUAACA